AUGUCCUCCAUGGCUGUGGACAGCACAACUUCAACCGUUUCGACUUCAUCUGCUUCGGAAUGCUGCUAUGUCUGUACUGAAUGCCCUAACUCCUUUUCUUCCUUAAAUGAACUGGAAAAACAUUUGCUCAGACACAAUAAAAACAACAACGAAGAGCAUGAAGAGGAAGAAAUGGGUCAGCAUAGCCCAAGUAGUUCUGAAUCUGCUCGCGGUGGUGACGAUGAAAUCAUGUUAGAUGUCGAUAUGGAAGAUAGCAUGAUGGAUUUGAAGCCUGGAUAUCAUUGUCGAUUCUGCCGUCAAUCCUUCGAUGACCAAAGUCAAUUGAAUGUUCACUAUACUCACACACAUCGUGAUAAGCCACAGUAUGAAUGUGAGAUUUGUCAUACUGUUUUCGCUGUAAAGAGAGAGCUAUCAACUCAUAUGAGGAUACACAGUGGAGAACAGCCACACAAGUGUACGCAAUGCGGAAAAGAGUUUGGUACUCGGCAGCUUCUGAAAAAACAUUGGAUGUGGCAUACAGGAGAAAGAAACCAUGUUUGCAAGCAUUGUAACAAAGCAUUCUUCCAGAAAGGGCAUUUGACCCAACAUUUGAUGAUUCACUCCGGUGGUCGUCCCCACCAAUGCGAACUAUGCCAGAAAACCUUCAUUUUCAAGUUCGAUCUCAAUCGCCAUAUGAAAAUUCACGCUGAGCGUGGCUUCUCUUGCACUCAGUGUGGACGCUCUUUCCAGCGUCAGAAUUCUCUUGAUGAACACAUGAUGAAAUGCAAAGGAAAAUCCAUUGCUGUUCGUUCUUCGCCUAUCCGAACGCCACCUGGCUCAUAUUCUCCUUCACCUUUCCGAUUCCCUCCUACUGCAGCAACUACUAAACCCAAAAACUCAAUGAGCCCAUCUCAAGAAUCUCUUUUCCCACUUCUUAAUCAAUCAGUUCUGAACUUCACCACUGAUCAAAUGGCUAAGAUGGCUCAGAGUCUUUUGGCUCAACAGAACCAGCAACGAGCUCUGUCAGCUCUUUUCUUAUCUGCAUCAAAUGUACCACAAGUUCAAAACUUGGUGAAUUAUUCGUCUGCUUCAUCAACGUCGGUAGACUUCCCUGAUUCGCCUACAACAAGCUCUCAACCUGUUGCUCCAACCCCCUCCCCAUACAUGUGCAUGGUGUGCAACAAACAGUUCCCCAAUCAACAAUUUUACACUCUUCACAUGUACACAUCACAUUUUCAAACAAACUCCACGUGCAAAGAUGAUCUAGAGAAUACAACUCCUCUUCUUGCUUCAUCCUUGUUUGGGCCUGUUAAUCCUAUCAAGACUGAGGAUGAAGAGCAAAUGAUAAACGUUCACAGCGAAACAGCAACUAAUUCGUCCUGUGCCUCAAGUCCCUUGAAAGCUUCUCCUGUGUCAUCACACUCGCCUGCAACAUUCAUGGCGUCUUCACCUUUAUCGCCAAAGAAGGCUACCUUAGACGAUAUGAAGCACGACCAAUGUUCUGACUGUGAUGUCCAUAAGAACAGAACAGAGGAGUUAGAGAAUGCUUUGAGAUUGAAAUCAGAUGAGCUCCAGAAGUACAAGGAUAUGAUGAAAGCCGUCGUUACUACAGCUGGUCAUCUCUUAAACCAAUGUUCAACAGAGAAUGUGUACAUCGCCCAUACAAAAAACAUUUUCAAUCAGCUCCAAUCAACUCUGUUGACGUCUGAAUGA
Auanema sp. JU1783 is the source of this 1692-nucleotide messenger RNA. Lineage: Eukaryota; Metazoa; Nematoda; Chromadorea; Rhabditida; Rhabditidae. The record is from the annotation of a GenBank genome assembly.